CGGUUGUGGAGGUUUGAUUCAUCAGGGGGUGUGGCUACAAAUAGUGAUAGCUCUUCACUCUUUUAGGUCUACCUCUGCUUCUACCACUCAGUUUGGCUCUCGUUACUUUUUAAAGACGGAUAUGUCCGACAUGAUGUCUUACUUUCUAUUGAUUGUGGGAUGCGUUAUUGGCAUCGGGUAUAUUUUCCACAAUUUAGUCGUCAAAGGAAACCGAUGCACAAGCACUGCUAAACUUCAUGGGAAAACUGUGAUUGUGACUGGUAGCAACACAGGGAUCGGAAAGAAGACGGCCAUAAAUCUGGCUACAAGAGGCGCCAGGGUCAUUCUUGCCUGUCGAAGUCAACAGAGAGGAGAAAUUGCUCUGGCUGAAGUCAUGGAGGAGAGCAGGAGCAAAGAAGUGGUGUUCAUGCAGUUGGAUCUUGGGAGCUUAAAGUCUGUUCGCACCUUUGCUGAGAACUUCCUAAAAACCGAAGACAGAUUGGACCUUCUGAUCAACAAUGCUGGGAUCCUUCUGCAAGGUAAGACAGAAGAUGGCUUGGGAAUGAUGUUUGGAGUCAACCACAUCGGUCACUUCCUCUUGACCAACCUACUGCUGGAGAGGCUCAAGACAUGUGGCCCAAGCAGGGUGGUCACCGUGUCCUCUGUGGGACAUAACUUUGGGAAGAUCGACUUUAAGUGUCUGAACACUCACAAGGCUUUGGGCACGGGGACCUCGUUUUGGCAAACCAUGCAGAUCUACAGUGACAGUAAACUGUGUAAUGUGCUCUUUACCCACGAGCUAGCAAAGAGACUCCAGGGCACUAAAGUCACCUGCUACAGCCUCCAUCCAGGAGCCAUAAAUUCCGAGCUUAGCCGUAACUCGAGCAAUGUGCUUAAAGCUCUGCUCAAGCCCAUCACUGCCUUCUUCUUCAAGAACACAGAACAGGGGGCCCAAACCACUCUGCACUGUGCUCUCCAGGAUGGCAUCGAAGGCCUCAGUGGCAGAUAUUUCUCCAACUGCACAGUCAGGGAUCUCUAUCCUAAAGCUAAGGAUGAUGUUGCAGCUAAAAAGCUGUGGGAGCUGAGCGAAAGACAUAGUGGACUAGUCUAAGUAGGACCUGACUCAUUAAACUACCUCUGAACCAAAU
Molecule: messenger RNA, 1127 nt
Organism: Gadus macrocephalus (Pacific cod)
Lineage: Eukaryota; Metazoa; Chordata; Actinopteri; Gadiformes; Gadidae
Product: dehydrogenase/reductase SDR family member 13-like
Exons: 5
Coding region: 122-1090 (322 amino acids)
Source: RefSeq, a predicted model, not a curated record